Molecule: messenger RNA, 1170 nt
Organism: Rhodotorula graminis WP1
Lineage: Eukaryota; Fungi; Basidiomycota; Microbotryomycetes; Sporidiobolales; Sporidiobolaceae
Exons: 2
Coding region: 1-1134 (377 amino acids)
Biological process (GO): protein import into peroxisome matrix, docking
Cellular component (GO): peroxisomal membrane; peroxisome; peroxisomal importomer complex
Molecular function (GO): protein binding
Source: RefSeq, a predicted model, not a curated record
AUGGCGUCGCCCUAUGGCGCGACCGCCUCGCCGUACGGCGCAGCUGGCGGCGCGUACGGCUCGUCGCCGUACUCGCGGUACGGCUCGAGCUACGGCACGGGCUACGGCUCCGGGUACGGCGGCAUGAGCUCGAUGUACGGCGGCGGCGGGUACGGCGGCAUGAGCUCGAUGUACGGCGGCGGGUACGGCGGUGGGUACGCCGGCAUGGGCGGCAUGGGCGGCGGCAUGUACGGCGGCGGCAUGGGCGGCAUGCCCGGCAUGUACGGCAUGCCCGGCGCCGACAUGUCGCUCUCGCAGCGCAUGGAGCACGGCACGGCCGCCACGUUCCAGAUCCUCCAGUCGCUCGUCGGCGCUGUCGGCGGGUUCGCCCAGAUGCUCGAGUCGACCUUCAUGGCGACCCACUCGUCCUUCUUUGCCAUGAUCGGCGUCGCCGAGCAGUUUGGCCACCUGCGCAACUACCUCGGCCAGGUCCUGAGCGUCUUUGCCCUCCUGCGGUGGUGCAAGAGCCUCCUGUACCGCCUCGUCGGCCGCACCCCGCCCGGCGACGCCAUUUCGGCCGACGGCUUCCGCGCGUUCGAGGCCGGCGGCGGCUCGGCCAAGGGCCCCAACGGCAACGGCGCGGCGGGCGCAGCGGCGCCCAAGAUGUCGAAGCGGCCCCUCGUCGUCUUCUUCCUCACCGUGAUCGGCCUCCCCUGGCUCAUGAACCGCCUCGUGCGCCUCAUCACGGCGCGCCAGGAGGCCGAGGCGCAGCGCCUCGCCGCGUCGGGCCAGCUCCCGCCCCAGCCCCACCAGCUCACGUUCGUGCGCGCCCUGUACGCCUACACGCCCCCGCCCGAGUCGGCCGACAAGGAGCUGGCGUUCAACAAGGACGACAUCAUGGCCAUCCUCGCCCCGAGCCGCGACGAGCGCGCGCUCCAGGCCAAGGAGGCAAAGGUCGAGGGCGGCGGCGCCGUCACGGGCACGUGGUGGAUGGGCCGCAAGAGGGACGGCACGACGGGCUGGUUCCCGAGCACUUAUGUGCGCGAGCUGCCCAUGAACGGCGCUGGGGUGAGUGCGACGACGACGUCGACGGCGGCGGCGGUCGGGACGAAGACGGUUGAGGGCGAGGUGGCCAAGAAGGAGGUCGCUGCUUAGUCUGGCGGAUCGGUCUGUUGUAACGCAUUUGCAGUC